This is a messenger RNA of Ambispora leptoticha, 327 nucleotides long. The record is from the annotation of a GenBank genome assembly. NCBI's taxonomy places the organism in Eukaryota, Fungi, Glomeromycota, Glomeromycetes, Archaeosporales, Ambisporaceae.
AUGGUGAGUUGUGUUGCAAUUGUUGGAAAUGCUAAAGUUGAAUUUCGUAGAUCUGAAGUUAGAACACUCCGUGAAGAAAGAACGGAAGUUGGUAUUAUUGGCUGUGCAGUUAAAAUUGAAUGCCGUGAAAGAGAAAUUGAUUUUUGCGGAAGUAAAGAUGGGGUAAAUCUCUGCGAAAACGACGAUGAAGUUAAAGUUGAACUUCGUGAAAGAAGAACGGAAGCUAGAUUUUUUGAAGAUGAAGCCGAAAUAGAAUUCUGUAAAGAUGACGAAUUUGAAUUUCGCGAAGGAAGAACGGAAGUUGGAUUUUGUAAAGAUGAUGUUAAA